AUGUUUGUCAGAGGAGCGGCAGUCCUCGGCUGGGCUGCGGCUUUGCCAUCACUGGCAAAGCCAUUCGUUGCCGCCCAUCGUGGCAACUUUACCGAUGACCGUCACAACUUCUUGCUCGAUGGCGUUCCCAUCAAGUUGAAAGGGGGCCAGAUGGACCCCCAGCGCAUUCCGCCCCCGUACUGGACUCAGCGGCUGCAGAUGGCAAAGGCCAUGGACUUGAACACCAUCUUCUCUUACGUAUUUUGGAAUAAUAUUGAACCGAUAGAGGGUUCCUGGGACUUUGAGGGGCGUAAUGCCAUUGCCCGAUCGAUCCUCAUGAACCAGCUGGAGAAUGAAUACGGCAGCUUUGGCAAGGACAAGGCCCAUCUCCAGGCCAUGGCGGAGAUGCUCAAAGCCAACUUUAACGGAUUUCUCUACAUCAACGACGGUGAUGGCAAGAGCUAUCUCGACGGAGGCUCUCUGCACGGCAUUAUGGCAGAGACGGAUGGUGAUUCCAAGACGGUCUUUAACGCCCGAGAUCAAUAUGUGACUGAUCCUACCAUGCUUGGGCCACAGAUCGACGGAGAGUACUACGUGACUUGGAUUGAUGACUGCUCGAGCAACUCGCCCUGUCAGUACACCUCUGGAAGGCCCGACGCCACCAAGAAAGCUCUUGAUGACCUCGACUGGAUCCUGGCCGGCAACAACUCCUUCAGCAUCUACAUGCUCCACGAGUGCACCAACUGGGGUCAUUUACUAGUCAUGACUACGGCACCCUCUGGACGAGAGCGGCCACGCGACCGGGUCAUCGUAUACGUUAACGGUGAGGUCGGUGUCAUUGACAAGACGCCCGCCACCCCAGCGACUGUCAUGGACCUGAAGCAGGGCGACGUCUUGCAGCUCCUUGUCGAAAACCUCGGCCGCAUCGACUACAGCCAGCAGCUCAAGGGGCAGCAAAAGGGCAUCGUGGGCAACGUCACGGUUGGAAAGGAUGCGGUCCUGGAUGGGUGGUCUGCGUAUUCCCUGCCGGCUGCCCUGACGGAUGAGAAAGCCAAGACGCCUCAAAUCAAGGACGGGCGCACUCCAGUCCUCUACAAGGGCACAUUUGGCCUGCCCGGGGGGCGCGAGCAAUGA
Molecule: messenger RNA, 1113 nt
Organism: Metarhizium acridum CQMa 102
Lineage: Eukaryota; Fungi; Ascomycota; Sordariomycetes; Hypocreales; Clavicipitaceae
Biological process (GO): carbohydrate metabolic process
Cellular component (GO): vacuole
Molecular function (GO): beta-galactosidase activity
Source: RefSeq, a predicted model, not a curated record